AUGGUUUGGAAUUGGAAAGAGAAGUGCAAUGAUCUUGUGGGUUUCUGUAGGUACCAAACCAAAAGAGACCAGCCAGAGCAUCUCCAGAAGGAAAUAGACAGACUGAGCUCUGAAUUGCAGGCUGAAAAGGAGCUCCAUAUGAGGGAGAUGCAGCUCUUGAAGGAGAAACUCUGCAAAUCAGAGCUGUUGGUGCAGCAACUGUACAAAGAGAUUGCGAGGCUGGAGAAGUCACAGCCUGGGAGACCUGCCCAAGGCCUCCGAGCACCACAGGAAACAGAGGCCAGUGUGAAGCAGGGUGAUACGCCAGAAACGGAGAGUUUCGAGCUUUGGUCAGAGACAGGAAACAACAACGUAGUGGCAGAGCCUAGUAACAUGAUGCUGCGGAGGAUCCCCAAGCACAUGAGCUUCCUGGAUUCAUUCUUCAAGGAUAGAGAUCCAGCAACACUUCAGAUGGAAAAGGACGACGGAAGAACCCAGAUAUCAGAAGUAGUUCAAGCAGAAUUCAACCUCUACGGCACGUCCUCUACAGAGUCAGAGGGCAGAUGGAAAAUAAAUGAUCUUAACAACUUCAGUUCAAGUCAAGAGCUGGCUAGUUUACCUGCGAGAAAGGAGAGGAAACUACCAUCAGAAAGUUCUUGGUGGGAGGCGAUCUCUUCUCCAAAAUCAGAUCUUGUUUCUGCACCAAGCAGAUCUGAAGUUGCGGUAUUGUUCCCCAGUCUCCCACUGUCCUGGGAGGACAUCCAGCCCAAACACUCUGGUUCUCUGGAUCCGAAGACGGACCAGUCCCAGGAUCUGUGCCGUCCCACUCAUGCCGGUCUUGGUGGGAUAGGAGUUUGCAAGACAUCUGUGAUGCCCUCAGAUCUGAGCAAAGGUGAAGAACAUGAAAGGGUUCCUGGGGACACAGGAUUCCUAAAGAUCACCACCGUGAAUUGUAAGGGCAAAUUCGUUCGAAUCCUCAACACCUCAUUGGACCAAGACGUGGACCUGAGUGGCUUCAUCAUCCAGCAGUGGAUUGGAGGGUACCCGGUGUCCAUCUACCGCUUCCCCCCAGACACCAUGCUGCCCACACUGCAUCACGUCACGGUCUGGGCUGCAGGAGCUGAUUGCACCCAUAAAAAACCCGCAGACGUGACACUGAGGACCCAGCAGUAUUUCAGAACGGGCCCAGAAUGCACCACAGUCCUCAGCAAUGCAAAGGGACAGACUCUGUCCAGGUACACAGCCCCUCACAGACUCACAGCGGCCGCAGACGCCUACACGGAUAACAUGGACCUUUCGGUGGACAAGUUCCCACUCGCUGGAGAAGGGGAGGAAGCAGAAGAACCUCAGCCCCAGAAGGAUCAGCACUGGGUCCCUGCGGUGCCACGCAGAGGGAGCACAGGCAGGCCACCGGCUAUCCUGCAGAAGGCAAGGGACAGGAAGCACUUUCCUGUUGGCUCUUCAAACAGCAACAGUCGGGGAGACCCUUCAAAGGGCGGCAAGAGGAAAAUCCAGCCUGCACCCAGAGAGACAGUUCACAAGACUGUCUCCUUCUCAGCCCAGAAUUUACCUGCCAUAUCAGUGGCAGUCAAGGAGAAACGCUCUUCAUCCAGCGAGGAGGAGGAGGAGGAAGAGGAGGAUUUUGCUCCUCAUGGAAGGCAGCCCCCAACUGCAGAGCCAAAACCCAGAGUCUUCAAGACAGCUCUGGAUACAACAAUUCCUACGGUGGCGCUGAUAGGACAGAAGAGUGCUCGAUCUAAAUACGGCUUCAAGCACAUGGCUUACCUACCUACCACUACUGACAUGCAGCUUAGGAGAUACUGUCCUGCUAGAUGA
This is a messenger RNA of Emys orbicularis (European pond turtle), 1815 nucleotides long. It is a transcript of the gene LMNTD2, whose product is annotated as lamin tail domain containing 2. Bases 1 to 1815 code for a protein of 604 amino acids. Gene Ontology annotation, cellular component: cytoplasm; nuclear envelope. The record is from RefSeq and is a predicted model, not a curated record. The transcript has 12 exons. NCBI's taxonomy places the organism in Eukaryota, Metazoa, Chordata, Testudines, Emydidae.